UAUUACACUUUAGUACCAACAAGGCUGACGGAAGUACGAAGAAGGAGGAAUAGUCCUCAUUCUCGCAUAGAGGAAAGUAAGAGCAUGAGAAGACCCAUAUCCAGAAAGAAAAAGUUGAAAGGCAACAUACAUGCUCUGACACAACAGAUAAAAGAUAUGAAGAAAGCGAACUCAAGAGGAUUCUCUAAAUUAAAUCGAAAAAUAAAAACAAUGGAAAAACUUAACAAAACCUUCCAAAAACAGUUCUUAAGAGAAAAAUCUGCCCAUUGAGAACGCUGAAUCUCCUCAAUAUCUAAACGAGACUUAUGGAAAUGCCCAGGUCCCGACCCUCCAAAAAUAUCUAAAUCCUCCAAAAAACUCAUCCAAACCCACUACUUGCACCCUCCCAUCGAAAUCGAGCCAAGGUCAAGAUCCAAACCCUACAACUACCAACUCCAAACUAAAAUUCCUCGAUCUCAAGAAGAUAUAACAGUGAGGGUCGUACGAAGGAAGCCGAUGCCGAGGAUGAUGCCGAAGCAGUUGACUCCACAGAUAAAGAAUGAUAUUGAAAAACUUACGCAAAAAUAUCAGGGUUGAUUUGGACACAAAAACGUUGCUAAUUCUGUGUACAAAAAAUUAGAUAAAUAAAACAAAGGAGCUCUAUAAGAUCAGGGAUUUAGAAAAGUAUGCACAUGUUUGCCGUGAAAAAUGCAGAGAAAAAUACGGAAAAGAAGAGAAAAAGGAAGAACCAAAGAAUUAUUCUUAUAUUAAUGAUAAAGAUAAGCAAAAAUUACCUGUAGAGAUAAUAAAAUCUAGUGAGGACGAUUCAACAGACCAAUAUAAAAUAAAGAUUUACGGUUCCCAGAAAAGAGAAAGAAGAGAUAAAAAUUAUUUUGAAUAAAAUCUCAAAUAUGAAAUUUGUAGAUUUUCUUUUUGCUUUAGAUAAUUUAAUAGCGUAACCUUAUGAGAGGGGGUUAUGGAUAGAAUAUUUAGGUACAAAAUUCUUCUUAGAGAGUAACAUUAGUGUUUGGAAAUUCAGAUAACAGGCUAUUAGUCAAGGAGACUCACAUGUCCAAUUGGAUUUUAUUGAAAAGAUAUUUCUCAUUUGAUUUAUCUUUGUAGUUGAUAAAAAUUUUUAUUUAUCUUAAAUUUAUUUGAGAGUAAUUAGUUCUUAAUUUAGAUAAUCGAAUUAAUAUUAAUUCACAAUAAAUACCACAAAUUUCUUUAAAUAUUUUAAUUCAUGACAUUAAUUAAA
Moneuplotes crassus is the source of this 1234-nucleotide messenger RNA. NCBI's taxonomy places the organism in Eukaryota, Ciliophora, Spirotrichea, Euplotida, Euplotidae. The record is from the annotation of a GenBank genome assembly.